CACGUUCAACCGACUUCUUACCUUAAAGCCAUUUGUCUUUCGAUUCACGCAUCGUCUAUUCGUCUUACCUUAUUAAUAAUUAUUCUAUUCUCAGCUUUUCCAAAAUCCAUACACUUACCUCAUCUGCCAAUAUUAAACUCCUCAAAUUUUACGAGGAUGCACUAUGCCGCAGGCAGAAUCAGCACGAAAACAAACCAACCCAGCAAGCCACCAGCUCACGGCAUGCCCCACUCCAUCCGAUUAACAUUCUAGAGAGAGAGAGAGAGAGAGAGAGUGACAGAACAGGAAAACAAAAGCAACUCGACCAAUCCGUUGUGUUUUCUUUUUAUUUUUAUUUUUUUUUUCGUUUGUUUCCCCCUUUUUUAGCUGGUUGUUCUUCGGGUUAACAUGGUGGGUAUUUUUUCAAGAUUUUCAGUGUCUAAAAAUGGGCACAGAAGAACUCAGAGUGCACUUGAUGAGAGGGAAGUGUUGCCCCCUAAGCCCGAGGCGACAGUGGCUACUACUUUAGCCGGAGCGUCCUCUGCCACCGCUCAUGGCAUUGAAAUCGCGCUUGGAUUUAAGCCGGUUGAACACCCAACCGAGCCUCUUGAAACCGACAGCCCUAUUCAAUGUCCACUGCCCGAACCUUCGAUACUUAAUGAUGGAAGAAUAUGGAAAGAGCGGGUUUCUGCUGUGCGAAAAACAGCCGAUUUGCCAGUUAUGCAGCAAGGGGCAGCUGGAGAGCCAGAGGGAGCCGGCACAGCACGUAGACCCCCUUCCGGGCGCUUGAUCCUUCCCUCGGUUAGUGCACCAGAACAUAGUAUCCUUAAACUGCUCGAAGAAUCUGGGAUUUAGCCGAACUCGCUGUUUUGUGCUGGAAUUUCUUUCCCAUACUUAGAACAUAUGCAUGUUUUGUUAUACUGCCUCAAGUCUGUUUCAUUUGUUUUGGCUGUUUUGUAUAGGUAUGUUAUUAUAAUAUAUGCAUGUAAUAUCUUUAAAUUUGCAAUAAAGAUUGUUUUGAAUCAA
Ipomoea nil (Japanese morning glory) is the source of this 1005-nucleotide messenger RNA. RefSeq lists its product as uncharacterized. The transcript has 3 exons. The coding region runs from base 388 to 834 and encodes 148 amino acids. NCBI's taxonomy places the organism in Eukaryota, Viridiplantae, Streptophyta, Magnoliopsida, Solanales, Convolvulaceae. The record is from RefSeq and is a predicted model, not a curated record.